This is a messenger RNA of Prosopis cineraria, 565 nucleotides long. RefSeq lists its product as uncharacterized. Gene Ontology annotation, cellular component: nuclear inner membrane. Gene Ontology annotation, molecular function: chromatin binding. Lineage: Eukaryota; Viridiplantae; Streptophyta; Magnoliopsida; Fabales; Fabaceae. Bases 80 to 565 code for a protein of 161 amino acids. The record is from RefSeq and is a predicted model, not a curated record. The transcript has 4 exons.
AACAGCAGCAAACAAGGGUGCCGUAAAAGGCGGUCUGAGCAUCCCGCUCGGCCGGACACAUCACUCUGAUCUCUUCCAAAUGAAGCGCGCAAAACCCAAGUCCCAUUCCAAAACUUCAAAUCAUUCUCACAAUUCUUCUCCUUCUUUGAAAUCGUUCAUAGAACCCCCUCCUGAUUUCUUUCCCUCGAAGCACGAGUUCCUCAGGCUCAUCGUCGUCCUUGCAUUCGCAUCAGCAGUUGCUUGGACAUGCAAUCUCUUCUUGACAUCUUUUAUUAAUCCCUCCACCAAGCCCUUUUGCGAUAGCAACGUAGACUUUCCGGAUUCAUUUUCCGAUGAUUGUGAACCUUGUCCAAGUAAUGGAGCAUGUUACGAUGGCAAAUUGGAAUGUCUCCAGGGCUACCGAAAGCAUGGGAAGUUGUGUGUAGAAGAUGGAGAUAUUAAUAAAUCAGCUAAAAAAAUUUCGGACAGAGUAAAAUGUAGCCUAUGUGAAGAUUAUGCUCAGUAUUUGUGCUAUGGAGUCGGAUCAGUUUGGGUUCAAGAGGAUGAAAUAUGGAAAACUUUUUGA